AUGACACGAUCUCGCGCAUUGGCCUCUCCACGGCCGUCCCUUCCACCAUCCCGUCAAAGCAACCAAAUCAUCACACCAGUCAAUUCUCAUGGAAAUUACAUUCGGCCGGAUAAUGACAGUCGACGAUCGCUAGCAAAACGAACUCGAGAUGAUACUACCAAAUCUGACAAUGGCGAGAAUGACAAGGAUGAAGAGGCCCCAGCCACCCAGUCCAAAACCCCCUCUCAGAUCUAG
Puccinia triticina is the source of this 234-nucleotide messenger RNA. RefSeq lists its product as uncharacterized. The coding region runs from base 1 to 234 and encodes 77 amino acids. Lineage: Eukaryota; Fungi; Basidiomycota; Pucciniomycetes; Pucciniales; Pucciniaceae. The record is from RefSeq and is a predicted model, not a curated record. The transcript has 2 exons.